UUAUGUAGGAAGAGUGAAUCUUAAUGAGUUCUCCGGUUGAAGUGGGCAGUCAAGGUGACAAGCCCCAGAAGGAGGGGCUUAAAUGCGGCCUUAAAGAACCAACGUUCUUGUAUGGUGACUUGGAUCUGUAUGUAUUAGAAGCAAAAAAUCUCCCAAAUUUGGAUCUUUCUUCUGAAACAAUGAGAAAAUGUUUCACUAUGGGUAAUACUUGUACCCCUCCCUUCAUGAAAGCACGCAGGAUAAGCACUGGGAAAUAUCAUGUAGAUACUAGCGAUCCCUAUGUCUCUGUCGUUCUGGCAGGGGCUACUGUAGCUCAAACUCGAGUAGUUCGUAAUAAUGAGCAUCCUUCAUGGGAUGAGCAUUUUAUUGUUCCAGUGGCUCAUCCUGCUGAGGAAGUGGAGUUCAUUGUGAAAGAUAAUGAUGCUCUUGGGGCUGAAAUCAUUGGAGCUGUAGAGAUACCAAUUCAAAAUAUUUUGUCUGGAAAUACUAUUAAUGAUUGGUUUCCAAUAACUGGUGGGUUCUCAAUUUGCUCAAAAGGUACUCCUGAGUUACAUAUCUCUAUUCAGUAUCAGCCAUUUGGAGCAAACCCUUCAGACAAAUAUGGCAUUGGAGCUGCAGCAGAUCAUCCAGGUAUUCCUAACACAUAUUUUCCUCCUCGGAAAGGAGGGAAAGUGACUCUGUAUCAAGAUGCACAUGUACCAGAUGGUAAACUACCUAAAAUUUCACUUGAGGAGGGAAAAGUCUUUCAGCAGGGUAAAUGUUGGGAGGAUAUUUGCCAUGCAAUUUUGGAAGCUCAUGAGCUGGUAUACAUUAUAGGAUGGUCUGUUUAUCACCCUGUAAAGCUUGUCAGAGAACCAACAAGACCCGUACCUUCUGGAGGAGAGCUUUCACUUGGAGAGUUGUUGAAAUAUAAGUCACAAGAAGGUGUCCGCGUGGUUAUGCUGAUCUGGGAUGACAAAACUUCGCAUGACAAUUUUUUUUUGAAAACAGAUGGAGUCAUGCAGACCCAUGAUGAAGAAACUAAGAAAUUUUUUAAACACUCCACUGUUCAUUGUGUUCUUGCUCCGCGUUAUGCAAGCAAUAAGCUCAGUAUUUUCAAGCAACAGGUUGUUGGAACCCUUUUUACGCAUCAUCAGAAGUGUGUGCUUGUUGACAGUUAUGCAUGUGAGGAUAAACGGAAAAUAACUGCUUUUAUAGGUGGUCUAGAUCUAUGUGAUGGCAGAUAUGAUACUCCUGACCACCGGCUCUUUGUUGAUUUAGACACUGUCUUUCAAAAUGAUAUUCAUAAUCCGGUAUUCCCUUCAAAUACUGGAGUACCAAGGGAACCAUGGCAUGACCUACAUUGUAAAGUUGAGGGUCCAGCUGCAUACGAUUUAUUGACCAAUUUUGAACAAAGAUGGAGGAAAGCCAAAAAGUGGCGUGAAUUCAAGCUAAAAAGGGUGGCAAAUUGGCAUGAUGAUGCUUUGCUAAGGUUAGACCGUAUUUCAUGGAUUCUAACUCCAUCAUCUGGCGCCGCUGGCGACCAAGUUGUUCAGGUAACUGAAGAAGAUGAUUCGGAAAGCUGGAAUGUGCAGGUGUUUCGUUCCAUAGAUUCAGGAUCUGUCAAGGGUUUUCCAAAGGAUAUGGACCAAGCUAAGGCUCAGCAUCUUCUCUGCGGAAAGAACUUAAAAGUAGACAAAAGUAUCCAUACCGCUUAUGUAAAAGCAAUUAGAUCGGCCCAACACUUCAUAUAUAUAGAGAAUCAAUAUUUUCUGGGAUCCUCGUUUCAUUGGCCUUCAUAUCAACAUGCAGGUGCUGAUAACUUGGUUCCAAUAGAGUUAGCUUUGAAAAUUGCCAACAAGAUCAAUGCAAAUGAACGAUUUUCCGUCUACAUAGUCAUACCAAUGUUUCCAGAGGGGCCUCCAACUAGUAGUGCUGUGCAGGAAAUCUUGUUCUGGCAGGGACAAACAAUGUCUAUGAUGUACGGCAUGAUUGCAGAUGCCCUUAAAAGAAACGGUCUUUCUGAUCAAUAUCAUCCUCAAGAUUAUCUCAACUUUUAUUGCCUUGGAAAGCGUGAACCUGAAUCCAGUACAAGUUCAAUGGCUAUGCAAACAGCUGACCGUGCUCUGGCAUCGGUUGGCAAAUAUAGACGUUUUAUGAUUUAUGUUCAUGCCAAAGGAAUGAUAGUUGAUGAUCAAUUUGUAAUCCUGGGAUCUGCAAAUAUUAACCAAAGAUCCUUGGAUGGUUCAAGGGACACAGAAAUUGCUAUGGGUGCCUAUCAGCCUCAUUACACAUGGGCUAGAAAAUAUUCUCAUCCACAUGGUCAGGUUUAUGGUUACAGGAUGUCUCUCUGGGCUGAGCACCUCAACGGUCUUGAGGAUACUUUCAAGGAACCGGACAGCCUCGAAUGUGUUCGACGUGUUAAUGUAAUUGCCAAGAGCAACUGGGACGCAUAUGUGUCUGAGGAAGAGAAAGAGAUGAUGGGACACCUGAUGCUGUACCCCGUUCAGAUUGGCAAUGAUGGAAGAGUUAGUGCCUUGAAGGAUUGGGAAAACUUCCCCGAUGUUGGUGGUAAAAUUCUUGGAUCACCCAACUCUCUUCCUGAUACACUAACCACAUAAUUUAGUUGUCACACUUUGACUACAAAGGAAAUUGACAGGGGAAAGACAAAAUUCAAAUGAAAUAGGUUUUAGGAACAAAUUUCUUUAAAGUCCCGCUUUGUGUUGGAGGAAGGAAUUCUCAUUCUCUUGCUUUUUUGUAACAUCUAUUUGAUAUUUUUGUAAUUACCAACUAACAAAUUCUAGUUGUUUUUAUUAUUUUUGUUAAAGUAGGAAUACAAGCAUACAAUUAUCAUAUUUCAUUGUUGACAACAACAAAAAUCUUAUCUUAUUAUGGGAUCGGUUACAAGGAUCACACAAUAAUAUCAUUAUGCUCUGUCUAAGACCAAUUCUUCUAAUAAGCCAUUAAUUGAAAGAUCUCAAUUUACAACUUGUUUAAGUG
Molecule: messenger RNA, 2979 nt
Organism: Prosopis cineraria
Lineage: Eukaryota; Viridiplantae; Streptophyta; Magnoliopsida; Fabales; Fabaceae
Product: phospholipase D delta-like
Exons: 10
Coding region: 24-2600 (858 amino acids)
Biological process (GO): phospholipid catabolic process; phosphatidylcholine metabolic process
Cellular component (GO): plasma membrane
Molecular function (GO): calcium ion binding; D-type glycerophospholipase activity
Source: RefSeq, a predicted model, not a curated record